AUGCCCUAUAUCAAGAGCGAGCCCGAUGACUUCGGUAAUAACCCUAACCGAUUCAUGUCAUCGGCGAACUAUGGCAACUCUCAGGGUUAUGGCAACCAGUUCAACAACCAACAGGAUGGCGGGAGCAUUGACCCCUCCGAGCUCUCCAUGCCCGCUACCAACUAUGGUAGCAUGCCAUACAACUAUGGUGGAAAUCCCAUCUCGUCCAGUUACGGCGUCGGGGUGGGACCCGCUUACACCGAUAAUGAGUUAUUAGAGUCCCUCGACUUCGGAAACAACAAUGGUCAAGGCAUGUUUGAUGAUUUCACCCUGGCAAAUCCUACCAACAGCAAUAACAGAAAUUCAGGUGCAGUCCAAAUGGACCAGCAGAACCAAAUACCCAAUGUCUAUUCUAGUACUCCGGACGGGCCUCCCAUUCAGAGCCCAUUCCUUGGAAACUUUGACUAUAACCAAUUCAGGCCCAUGGGCUCCCUCCCGACUCAUAUGUCGCCUCACCAAGGUUCCCAGUUUGGAAAGCGUCCCAGCAUGCAGGCGGCAAAUCGGAAAUCGUCCGAUCAGCGAACCCCGUUGACUCCACGUACGGCAGGGAUGGCAGGACUACAGAUCGGAACUCCAGAGUCGGGAAAUCUUGCCAAUGGUCGCCCCAUCCGCGCCCCGAACGUCCAAAAUCGACACUCCAAGACCUUGUCGGGACAAUACGACAGUACGCCUGGGAGCUUCCAUUCAUACCUAGAUUCGCCGUUGUCAUCUCCAGGCAAUGGCAUUCAUCAUGCUGGCAUUUCUGAGACUCUUGGGACUGGUCAUCAUGCCUCUCUACCGGCAAAGGUUGAUGGCGGUCUUAGUACCAGCAAUACAGAGACUGCAGAGGCUAAGAAGCGAAGGAGGCGUGCGUCGCACAAUGCUGUUGAACGGCGACGGCGAGACAACAUCAACGAACGCAUCCACGACUUGUCCCACUUGGUGCCACAACACCGCCUGGAGGAUGACAAGGUCAAGAAGCAGUUGCAGAGUACUGGACCACUCUCGCCAACUACCGGCGCUGCGAGCAUGAGUCCGCCAAAUGCUAACAAUGCCGCCACAUCAUUACUUGCAGGUGCUGCCGGUCGUCGCGCUGCCAGCACUGCCGGGAACAUCACGAUUGGACUACCGAUUGAGGAGAAGGAAAAAGGCCCUAACAAGGGGGACAUCCUCAAUGGAGCGGUUGCGUGGACUCGAGACCUCAUGUGGGCACUGCAUCAAAAAUACCAGCAGGAAGACGAACUACUCCAAUACAUCCAAUCAAUAGGCGGCCAAUGGCCUUUCCAAGUCACAGAAGAUGACAAGCGCAUGCGCUCUGAAGUCAUGGAUGCCAUGGAGAAAAAUGAUUCCAGCACAUUUUCUUACUCCAGGACAGAUGGCACUGGGCUACGAGUCCCACGACACACGAACGUCGCGGGUGAACGGGUCCUGAAUAACCCCAGUCUCAGUCCUCAAAGCAAUUUCGAACUCAGCCCGGGCUUCCACAGUGGCGGCAGUGGCACGAAUAGUGGCAGUAACGGGGCCGGCCAAACACAAUACUGGCACAGCGCUGGACAUACAGGCAUCAGCUUCAAAGAAGAAGAUGAGUUCAUGGACAUGAAUUGA
Fonsecaea nubica is the source of this 1623-nucleotide messenger RNA. RefSeq lists its product as hypothetical. The coding region runs from base 1 to 1623 and encodes 540 amino acids. The record is from RefSeq and is a predicted model, not a curated record. The transcript has a single exon. Gene Ontology annotation, biological process: regulation of transcription by RNA polymerase II. Gene Ontology annotation, molecular function: DNA-binding transcription factor activity, RNA polymerase II-specific; protein dimerization activity; RNA polymerase II cis-regulatory region sequence-specific DNA binding. Lineage: Eukaryota; Fungi; Ascomycota; Eurotiomycetes; Chaetothyriales; Herpotrichiellaceae.